Messenger RNA from Fusarium sp. VM40, 546 nucleotides. The record is from the annotation of a GenBank genome assembly. Lineage: Eukaryota; Fungi; Ascomycota; Sordariomycetes; Hypocreales; Nectriaceae.
AUGCGGUCCAAGCACCAGAUAUUCAUCACCGUACCUAUCUCGAGCCGUGUACCGCCAGAAAUAGUGCUCGCUCACAUACAGAGAUACACCCCUAUGCUGGAGCACAACACAGUGAUCACCGGCUUCAACGAGAUAUCCCCUGAUGUUGCGCUAGUCCACAGUGAUCCCUUCUUCGGGACGCCGAAUACCAGCAUCCGCACGUUCACCUCGAAAGAGCGCAUUGUCAUGGCGCCUGGUUUGAUACGGGGUCGCGACUGGCCUGUCACGUGCUUGAGUAUCCCCAACGGUAUUCGAUGUCGUGCAAACGCGAGUGCCGGGGUCACGGUUUGGACGGAAUGGGUGGUACGGCUGCGGCAGGAUCUGGGGACGCCAAGCAGCACGGGGACACUGGCCGAAGAAUGGGAACUGUAUGAGGAGGUUACAAUAGAGGCGAACAGCCUUAUUAUGCCAUUUGUGGCGCGUACUGUGGACAAUGUUCAUCGUGAAAUAUGUCAGAAGGUGGUGGAUGAGGUUGUUCAUAAACAUCUGACGAAAGAAAAGACCUGA